AUGCCAUAGAAAAUAUCAUGUAGGGUGGCUGCCACACUGUAUAUAUACACAAGCUCUCAUGGUCCAUGGAUAUGCUCACCAAAGCACUGUUUAGAAGAUCAUCAACAGACAUGGAAGCCGAGUGUGCAUCCUACUGGUGUUCUGUCGAUGCAUUCUGUGAGGAGUCGGUGAUGAUUGCGUCCUUGCAGUCAUUGUUAUGGAGCAGCAGUGAUUUUGAUCUGAUCCCUGGGCUCUGUUCUUCCAAUGUUCCUUACAGUUUGCCUGGCAGCUCUCCCUUUUGUAUCAACGAUAAUGAGAAAAGUACAUUAGUGAGCAGUACCCCAAAUGAAGUUCUUGACACUCUUGCGUUAGCACAUGGGGAAAAGGUAGCAGGCAGCAAGAGGAAAGCUGAGACGGAUGAGGAGAAGAACCAUGGCGGUGAAGGCCGCACCACUCCCUUGGCACCAAGAGCUCGCAAGCAAUCCAAAGCUAACUCGCAAAGCUGCUACGCAAAGCAGAUGAGAAGGGAGAGGAUCAAUGCAAGGCUGAAGAUACUUCAAGAGCUAAUUCCUAAUGGAAAAAAAGUGGACAUCAGUACAAUGUUGGACGAAGCAGUCCAGUAUGUAAAGUUUCUUCAUAUGCAAAUCAAGCUGUUGAGUUCGGAUGAGAUGUGGAUGUACGCCCCCCUUGCCUAUGACAGCGUUAACAUCGGGAUCCCACUGUGCUCAUCAGUACAAGAAUGACAAUGCCCACUGAAAUUGUCUUUAUUCAGAAAUAUGUUCCAUCUUAGCUUUCUCGUUUUGCUGCCAAAUAAAUAUAACACAUGCUGUUAUACGGUUUUAACCUAUUUUUUCAUUAUGUAACAUCCCCUUGAGUAAAUAUCAAUUAUUGUACUUUUAUAUUUCCAACAAAGUUACCUUACUCAUGUUAUUGACUACUAGCAUUGUAUUAUGCGUUGCCAAGGGCUUUCUUUCACAAACUUGUUUUUGCUGUUCAUAAUACUGGAAUAUAUCCUAUACAUGGCUUUAAGUCCAACAUUCUACUGCAAGAAAAGUAGUGAAGUGAUCUAGGUCAUAGCGAUCGUUAAAACAAGCUAAGACUAAAAAAAAAGAUUCUAUAGGGCUAAACAUAUGAAAACUAGUAUAGAAACCAAUAUUAAAUAUUGCUUAUUGAAGGUUGUAACUUGUCAAAGAUCCCAUAUAUCGAAGAACAGAGGGAAUUUUAUUUGUGGCUGUUUCAACGAAUCUAACAUGAGAAACUCAUGUUGUGAUAAAGUUGCACGCUCACUGAAAGCAGACGGCACGAAAUGACAGAGAUAUUGGUCCACUUCCAUCUCCCAUCAAUAUUGAGGACUGCAUACGUAGCUGAUUAGCUAGAUGUUACACUGGCGAUUGUGAAAGCUGGGUUGUGAUAUUAAUAAGUCUUGUUGUAGCUGUUGAUGAAUCACGUCAUUUGUCAUGACUACACAACUUGGGAUGACGAAAGGUGUCGACACUUCCACCAUUUUGACUACUGAGGCCCCGUUUGGUAGGGCUUCUCAAAGUGCUUCUCCACCGGUUUUUGGUGAAGCCCUACCAAAGGACCAAUUUCAAAAAAGCUUCACCACUAAAGCCGGGAAGAAGCUGCAAAACGGCUUACACUAGAGAGGAGAAGUCGAAAAAACUGGCUUCACCGGCUUCUCUCUCCAAGCAUUAAGUGAUCAUAAAAUUACGUAUAUUGCCAUUGAGAAGCCGUUUUACCAAACGUUUUGCAAAACGGCUUCAGCUUCACUAAAAAAGUCACUCCACCGAAGAAGCCGAAGCCGAAACUAUUUUAUGAGAAGCCGAAGCUCUACCAAACGGGCCUUGAUGGAAGUCUACUUGUAAAAACAUGUCUACCGUUCAAUUUGAUUAAUUAACUUGGUGUCUAUGAUAAGGACAAAGUCUUUGAGGCGUAUAUUUGAGCAUUAUGACAAAACAAUAAUUAUAGCUAGUCAUUUAGUAAUCUUCUAGUGAAGGACCAUUUAGUAAUCUUCGAGAAUUUUUUUUUAUGUUUUGUAAAUAUUGGUCAAAUUUUUUUCCAUGCUUUCUAGGCAUAUAAAUUUGGUAUAUGUAGUAACCACAACUAGAACUAUAAAAAUUUUUGGGGAUCAAAAUAAACAAAUACCCAUUAUGGUACAAAAUUGAUUGAUAGGGUCCUCAUAACUAUUUCUCAACACAAAUGGUCUGGAAAAAUGUUUUACGAAUGUACAAGGACUUAAGUAGCAAGUUUGCUAGGGAUGGCAGUGCAAGAUUUUUAGUUUUGUUCUUGAAUUCUGCAUAGACAGAAAACAGGCCCAUCAACUGUGUCCUCGUUUAGAAACUAAGCAGAAAAGGCGACGUUCACCAUACCAGUCACCACUGAAGCCUGCAAAUGGGCAAAGAUCGCUCAAAAAAGAAAAGUUUAGAUACACAUUAUGUUGUUCAAGACAAGGCCAAAUAAGUCUUAAAAAAUGAUGAAUCUAAUUAGGGCCAGAACACUUCUUUUAGGAUUUUGAGUUCAACCAAAAGCUUA
Molecule: messenger RNA, 2511 nt
Organism: Setaria italica (foxtail millet)
Lineage: Eukaryota; Viridiplantae; Streptophyta; Magnoliopsida; Poales; Poaceae
Product: transcription factor bHLH54
Exons: 4
Coding region: 66-722 (218 amino acids)
Biological process (GO): regulation of transcription by RNA polymerase II
Cellular component (GO): nucleus
Molecular function (GO): RNA polymerase II cis-regulatory region sequence-specific DNA binding; DNA-binding transcription factor activity, RNA polymerase II-specific; protein dimerization activity
Source: RefSeq, a predicted model, not a curated record